Coccidioides immitis RS is the source of this 189-nucleotide messenger RNA. RefSeq lists its product as uncharacterized. The transcript is spliced from 2 exons. The record is from RefSeq and is a predicted model, not a curated record. Bases 1 to 189 code for a protein of 62 amino acids. Lineage: Eukaryota; Fungi; Ascomycota; Eurotiomycetes; Onygenales; Onygenaceae.
AUGAUAGUCAAGCUUGAGAUCAAGGUCAUGAACUAUAAUUAUGAUUAUCUUGCUGUGAAUCUGAUUAAAGAUAACAACAGUCUGCCUAUCUCAGAGAAGAUGAAGAAAGAUGAUUUUAAGAUUGUGGUGUCCUCUGAUAAGAAUAAUGAGAAGAAUGAUGAGAAGAAUGAUGAGAAGAAUGAUGAUUGA